AUGGCCCAAUGCGGGGAUCCUGUGACACUCGCCCCUCCACAGGUUCCUGAAGCUGACGCCAUCUACGUAAUCGAGGUUGACAAACUGCUCCUCGGCCCCGUUGACCACGGCGCACAGCACGUCGCUGGCCCCGACGAUGCCGACCUGGUCCGACAGCUCCCCGGCAAAGGCGUUCUCCGCCAUGGCGCGCCUCGCCCGCCCGUCGGUCCGUCGCACCCCGUCGGCCAUCCACUGCUCCCGCGGCGGCCCGUGGCCCGCGACCGUCAGCGACUCCACCAGAUCGUCCGUCAGCUCCUCGGCCGCCAGCGCAAAGAACGAAAUCUCGCCAACCGCCGCCCGCCCGCCCCGUCCAACAUCGCCCUUGCGGCUCUCCCGUGCCGACGCGCACUCCCCCGCGCCGAGGGUAAACCCUGCUUUCAGCUGCGCCGCAUUUCCGAGCGGCGGCGUGCCCACCAGCAUGAUCCCGGCGAGGGAGAUGGCGCGGGAUGCCGGCGGCGGCGGUGGUGGUGGUGGUGGUGGGCUGACGAUGGUCGUGCCGGGCAGCGGACCCGCGCCCAGCGCGGCGGCGCGGUCGGCCAGGCUGGACGGCGCCAGCAGCGGGAUCAGCUCGAUGGCGACGUGGCCGCCCAGGCUCCAGCCGAGCACGGCGACGCGGCCGCGCACGCCCAGGGCGGCCAGCGCGUGUGCGGCCACGACGGCGUAGCCCGGUUGCGUGUAGACGCGGUCCGCCUCAGCGUCGGUGGCUGCGUUGCCAGAUCGCCCGUGGCCUGGGUAGUCGAGGGCGAUGACGCGGCAUACGCCGGCCGGUGGGUCGCGGGAGAGGAUGUGGGAAAAUGCCAGGGAGCUGGAUGA
This is a messenger RNA of Pyricularia grisea, 852 nucleotides long. RefSeq lists its product as uncharacterized. Lineage: Eukaryota; Fungi; Ascomycota; Sordariomycetes; Magnaporthales; Pyriculariaceae. The transcript has a single exon. The record is from RefSeq and is a predicted model, not a curated record. The coding region runs from base 1 to 852 and encodes 283 amino acids.